AUGACUUCGUAUGAGAGUGUAUCGAACGUAUCGUCACUGGUAUAUGAUGCUAAUCAGACGGUUGUAAACACAACAAGUGCAGCGAGUAUUUUGAGACCAACUGAAACGAUUCUCAUCGGUUUCCAUCUUGGUGAAGUUAUCAGUAUUGUUUGCAUUGUACUUGGUACUGCUGGUAAUACAGCACUCCUUUUGGCCAUUUAUCAUUCAUCAUUUUGUCGUUUUCCAUACGGUUUACUUCUUAUUCUCAUCGCUGUAUUUGACAUUGUUCGUCUAUUUUCGGUUAUAAUUUAUUAUCUUCUACAAGCAGAUAUCAUUCCAAUAAACACAGUCAUUUCAACUGUAUAUAUUGUAUUCUAUCGUUAUGGGAAAAUCGUGACCAAUUGGUUGAAAGUUAUCCUCGCUAUUGAACGAUUGAUAACUGUCAAAUACUGGUCAGUAAAUCGGUACAAUGUUCAUUCAAAGAAAAUGACGAUUGAUCAACGCUUGAAGCAACGGCGACUAAUAUUUUUAAUUUUGCUCUUACUCAUCUGUGCUCUCAUCAGUCAACAUGUGAAUUUCAUACCGAGUCGUUACAUCAAAUCAUACAUCGAUCCUGUUCGAUUAUUCUUAAUAAAUGUACCUAAUCCACACUUUUACUAUGGUCCACACGUUUAUAAUCCCGUGUUACUAAUGAUUAUAAGUUACAUUUUAAUUGAUGAUGUUUUACCGGUAACAGCAUUGUUGUCGAAAGAUAGUUGA
Adineta ricciae is the source of this 738-nucleotide messenger RNA. Lineage: Eukaryota; Metazoa; Rotifera; Eurotatoria; Adinetida; Adinetidae. The record is from the annotation of a GenBank genome assembly.